AUGGAAGUUGCUGAACCAACCAACACGGUGCUGGUCGACUACAACUACACAACAUUUGAUGAGUUGGCCAAAUUUAUCAACAAGAAAAAUGCAACUGUUGAUGUGCUUGGAGUCGUCAUUGAGGCAUUCCCACUGCGGAGCAUAUCAAAGGACAACAAGGAACAGACCGUGCAAAAAUACCUUCUGCUGAAUGAAAACAUGAAAGUGAUUAGCUUAUCACUUUGGAACGAAUUUGUUGAUGCGGUAGGACCAAGAAUUGAACACGAAGUCAUCAACCACCCGGUUGUCAUCUGCCACCGUGUCAACGUCUCUUACUUUAAAGGAAUCGCCCUCGCCAACAAGUACGAUUCCAUGAUACUUGUGAACCCUCCUAUUGACGAGGCACUGCAACUGGUUACUUGGGUCCAAGUCUUCCUCAGCUUCAAGAACAUCCCCCAAAGGUAUUGGUACAAGGCUUGCAGGAAAUGCUACACUGCAACAGAUAUGCCACUCGGUGAAGAAUACACUUGCAAUGGUUGUGGAAAGCCCCAAGAAGCUCAGGCCAGAUGCCGCUUCGAUAUUGAUCUAAACGAUCAAAGUGGAACUAUUACCGGAAGCGCAUAUGCUGAGUUACCUGAGGAGAUUUUGGAACUACCAGCAGAUGUCCUGAGGAAUUACAGCUUUGAGGAGAUAAAUACUCAUCUGUCCAAAGUCCACAAAAAAUUUGCUGAAAAACCAUUUAUAGUUCAACUCAAACCAUCAAGGAAGAAACGAAGUGGACAAAAGCGUCGAUACGACAUUGUCCAAUACUCCGAAGUACCAGAGGGUACUGAGCUUUUCCAGCCUAAUGAAAUACCAGCUUCUUCAGAAGUUAAGAAAGACCCAUCUGAUGAGGAAACCAGCACGACAUCACCACAUGAAAACAAGUCCAUGGAAUAA
This is a messenger RNA of Oldenlandia corymbosa var. corymbosa, 918 nucleotides long. The record is from the annotation of a GenBank genome assembly. Lineage: Eukaryota; Viridiplantae; Streptophyta; Magnoliopsida; Gentianales; Rubiaceae.